Molecule: messenger RNA, 3543 nt
Organism: Labrus mixtus (cuckoo wrasse)
Lineage: Eukaryota; Metazoa; Chordata; Actinopteri; Labriformes; Labridae
Gene: acbd4
Product: acyl-CoA binding domain containing 4
Exons: 11
Coding region: 190-1497 (435 amino acids)
Biological process (GO): autophagy of peroxisome; fatty acid metabolic process
Molecular function (GO): fatty-acyl-CoA binding
Source: RefSeq, a predicted model, not a curated record
ACAUCAGGGGCAGCUUCACGAAUAAACUUUACCGUCAGAGUUAACGCUAAAGUCGCCGGCCGGAGACGUGAGGUCUCUUAAACUGCUUCGGUGUCUCUUAUAAAUCGGUUGUUUACGUCGCGCCGGAGAUGUAAAGUGUCCGGACAGUCCGAGAGCGCCUCCUGCACUCGUCCCAUAAGUUCGAGGGUCAUGCCGGUCCCGGCGAUGGCUGAGUGCGUGGUCGAUCACCAGAGACGCUUUCAGGCUGCUGUGGAUGUCAUCCAUAACCUCCCCAAAAAUGGGUCCUACAGACCAUCCUAUGAGGUGAUGCUGCGUUUCUACAGUCUGUACAAGCAGGCGGUGUGUGGACCCUGUACAGUAGCUCGACCCGGCUUCUGGGACCCCGUGGGGCGCUACAAAUGGGAUGCCUGGAGCAGCCUGGGAGACAUGAACAGUGAGAGCGCCAUGUCAGCUUACGUGGAAGAGAUGAAGAAUGUAGCUCAGGAGGUCAUCGACACCAUGCCCAUGAAUGAGAAGACCGCCUCGCUUCUCCACCACUUCGAGCCUCUCUACCUGGUGAUCGACGACAUGCCGCGGCCUCCAGAGUCUCUGCUCACGCUCAAAGAAGGCCUUAAAGGCAGUGAGGACGCUGACAGUCCUGCACGGAUGAAGGAGGGGGAAGAGGAGCACGCUGCUUCUACAGAAGACUCUUCUCCUCCAGAGGUUGCAGAUCCGGAUCAGGAGUUCAACCUGUCCGAGGUUAUAGACCUCACGGCUAACACCAUCACCAACGACUCAGGUGUGUCGGAGGGUUUGGUGUUGACCAGCGACUCAGAGAGCGAGAUCUUCUGUGACUCUGUGGAUUCAGUCGAGCAAAUCAGCAACAUCAAGAUUCCAGUCGUCAAGUCAAACGGUUUCCACAACGGCCACGUGUCCUCGGAGUCCUCUGCGGUUCAAAGCCAUCACCUCGAAGGUCGCCUGGAGGUCAGACAGGUCGGAGCAGGUCAGGGUGGAGAGGGGGCGGACGAUGGGAAAGGUCCAGGACACAACAGGAGGAGUCGAGACGUCGGACGGGACCCUUCGUACCACAACUGGAGAGAACGUGGUGUUCCUCAGGGCAGUCCGAGACGGGGGGCACCGGGCGGAGGUGGUGGUGGAGGAGGAGGAGGGGCCGGGCGAGGAGGCGGAGACGGCUCAGAGUCGACAGCAGAGAGGCUGCAUGACGUCCAGCUGCAGCAGCAGAUCAUCCUGGCCCUACGGAGGCUCAGAGAGGACAUGAGGAGCGUGAUGGAGCGCCUGGAGGUGGUGGAGAGGCUCGCUGCCACGCAUACCCAGAGUUCAGAGUGGAGGCCGUGUCUGCAGUGUGCAGCUGCAGCCUCACAACAAGAGGAGGAGACGUGGUGGCCGUUCGACGUGUCGGGUCAGACCGUGCUCCUCUUCCUGGUGUGGCCGUUUGUGGCUCAGGGUCUGGUCUACCUGCUGAGGAGAGCCCAGAAGAAGAACCGCAUCACUUCAUGAACAGACCUCACAAAAGACUUUUCACCCAUUCACCCACAGCAAGAAGUUUUUAUUUGUACGGCAGAAAGGAUUGAAUCAAAAAAUAAUGAAUGGGAAGCCGUCAUCCUCCCUCACUGAGUGCACUGGAUCGAGGGAGGGAGGACGCAUAUGUGAUCCACAUCUGGAUUUUAAUCCCCUCUUACCUGCUACAUAAAGAGGGUCUUUAUUUAAAUCAUCCUGGUGGAUUAAUCCGCUGGUUUUUGACGGCAGCAAGAGAUUGUCUUUGCCAAGCCUGGACUGGUACUUACACUGAUCAUCGGAGCCUGAAUACUAGGAUUAUAAUGUUCCUGUCGAAGUAUGAGCGACACAAUGGGCCUGAUUCACUUAGAAAGGAUUGCAGAUUACGCUAAUCGCGCCAAAAAAAUUGUGCAUCAUUUGCUCCCACUAUCUGCCCUGCCUUAAGGUCUGCGUCACAAAGCGUGUAACUCUGAAGAUAUUGGGCACUAAGUUGGGCACUUUGUGUGCUGAACACAUAAAUAAAUGCAAUCCAGUGUUUCCCACAGAAUGACCUGGGAGAUACCUGGGCGGUAGAGUUCGCACGGGGAGGCUUUAAGGCGAUAUUUUCUUUUCUUGUUACUCUUAUCCUAGGGUUUAUUUUAAUAUUAGAUUUUUAUUCAUAUCAAAUGUGUUUUCCCAAAUAAAUGAAUUUACUUUUUUCAACAUCUUUAAUCUGCUCAAUGUAUCAACGCACGCGCACAGAUGUAAACACCAGGAGUACGCCACGUUUUGAAAAGUUCCACUCCAUAUUCCGUUAUUUACAGGAGUUCAGCAUCAGCAGCAAGCAGCUGUACGUUAACAUUUUUAAAACAAAGCCAUGAGAAGCUUCACUUUUGAUAUGAGCAAGAGGGUUGUAUGGACAGUGGACCUUCUCUCUCUGUCUCUCUUUCUCUGAAGCGGAGUCGAUACAGCUGUCUUGGUUUUACCGUGCCGUGAACUCCAGAGAGCGCGCGCCUGCACUCUAUUGUGCACGCUCUCUCACUCUCACUCUAUCUGUGCACUCAGCAAUUUUAUUAAUAAAUGAAAAUAUAAAAAAAAAAACAGGUCAGAAAUAUGCUUGGGCGGCCCAGCUAUUUGUGGGAAACACUGCCAUCAAUCAAUCAUGUUGCCGUUAGCAACCAUGUUUGUGAAUGGGGCUUAUUUGCAUAGAAAGGGGCUGAGUUUCCCCAUAAUGACUUAUCAUCUGAAAAUGUGCAAACAGCAUCAGAGCACAGAGACACUGUGUUCCUCUACUGUGCAGUUAGGGGAGCAGUUAACCCUUUACGUGUGUUGUGUGAAUGGACGGCGUCUUUUGCACAGCUUUGGUUGAGUCUGUCUCUGUUGUGAAUCAGGCCCAAUGUCAUGUCACCAUAUAUUUAUUUCUUUGUAGGCUUUAAACUACCCUUAUCUCAGAGCGUUUUGCUGCAGCCAUUCUGCUCUCCACUAACAGAAGUCAACCCACAGAUCUGAUGAUCAUGAGUCAUGUAGUUAAAACAUCACCGUUUGAAACGGGGAGGAGCAGCCAUUUUUAGAUGAGAGCACUUGUCAUUUUAUUGCACUCUUUCACAGUUGAUUCUUGACCCCUGAAUGUUUGUCAGUGUCUCCUCUGACUUAUAUUCACAGAGAAUUCAGGUAGUUUUAAAGUUUUGAUGGAGGUACUUGGAUAGAGCUAAUUUGUCGCCAUGGAUACGCCUUUACAGCGUGUUUGCUGGCUGAAGAGUUUUGGUGCCUAUACUUUAAGUUAAACACAAUUAUUUUAAAUACAGGAAUUCCCUUUUAAGACCAGAGAUGAAAGCACCUGUGAACUUCUCUUACACUUCUUAAUGACUGUUUGUUUAAUGUCUGACAUAUGUGAAGCUGCACCUUUUUAUCACAGGGCGACUCAAAAUGUAGCCGAUCACGUCGAUCCAAACGGCAAUGUUUGCAUCAUCGGGUUGUUUUGUUGCAUCUGUUUGUUUUCCACUGUGUUCAAAAGUGACACUGACAUGACAAGUGUAAUGGAGACAAUCAUCAAUAAAUGAUGGAAGAUCA